Molecule: messenger RNA, 5238 nt
Organism: Formica exsecta
Lineage: Eukaryota; Metazoa; Arthropoda; Insecta; Hymenoptera; Formicidae
Gene: p120ctn
Product: catenin delta-2
Exons: 13
Coding region: 759-3545 (928 amino acids)
Biological process (GO): cell-cell junction assembly; cell-cell adhesion
Cellular component (GO): plasma membrane; nucleus; adherens junction
Molecular function (GO): cadherin binding
Source: RefSeq, a predicted model, not a curated record
CCUGUGGAGAAUAAAAAACAGAGCGAGUGUCUGAGAGAAAUUUUUGGCAGAAUCAAGACGGGGACUUAGAACCGCGGGAUGUUCCGGUCGAGAGGACGCUGAAGAAGAAGAAGAAGAAAAAAAAAGACCAACCGCGGCGAGACAUGUUCGGCGUCCUGAAGGGAGAUCCGACCGGCGAAGCGGGCGGCUAGUCGCGGUGCAUUCUGCUGCAUCUUACACGCUCCCUCCCCCUCCCACCCCGAGAGAGCAAGAGUGCGAUCCUGACGAUUCGUCGACGAAUCGUCGCGAGGAAUAAAUCGACGUUAAAUAAUAUUGGCAGCGUUAACGUUUAUAUUAUUCUCUGUUACUGCAAAAAGGACUCGAACGGAGCCGGCACGCCUCCAUGUGCGCGUCGAGAUCCUGAGGAGGCGCGUGGUUUGACAGGAUCACGCGAACGGAGCGCCGCGGCGCCGGUUCGAAAAGAUUUUUGAGGAUUCGAGGCAUUUCGCUCUUUCGUUCCUUUCCUCCUCCACGCGCGUUUGUUCUCGCUCCGCCUGUGUGUGAUAUUCGGUUCAGACAAAGACGUGGAUGAUACCGGCGUGCUAUUCAACAACAACAACGACGGCGGUCACGAGGCGGCGGAUCGUAUUUCCUGCGGAUGUAACGGGUGUCACGGCCGAUUCGUGGAAUGUGACGGGAGACGUCGCUCGUGGAGUAGUGAGUCGUAGAAAAGAAAACAUCAUCCACUGCUCGGGAGCAAGAGACACAAAUCGGCUGGUAUGUCAAAUAAUCAGCUGGUUGACUCCUGUCUACGCGUCCUACAGGAGAAAGCCCCCGACAUGCCACAAUACACCGGACAGGGCGACACGGAUUACCAUGGGAGUAACGGACAGGCGGACACCCACUCGUUGCACUCGUCUCAUCUGUCCGUCCAGGAAGAUCCGCUGCUCAUUCGGACUCAUAAGCAACAAACCUCUCAGCAAGUGACGACUGUGACGAAAGUCGUGCGCGAAGUUUCCCACAUGGAGCCGGAUCCGGGCGCGGUCAGUUACAUGUCGGUGCCGUUAAUGUCGCAAGACUAUCAGCACGCGGACCCGCGCUACCCCGCGGACCCGUACAUGGUCAGUUUCGAUCAUUACGACCCGUACCUGGGCUAUCCGCCGCAGCCAGGUUAUCCGGGGCCCCAUGGUAUCUACAUGCCGCGCUCGCAUUCCCCGCACAGCCCUCAUAGCCCGUCGGAGCACAGCCGUGCUUCCCCGCCACACGAAUAUAUGCGCAAGGGUGCGCCCUAUGUGGAGGGUAGCUAUAAUGAUAUCGACCCCGGCUUAAACCCCGCUUUACAGGACCAUUAUCGCAUUACUCCGAGUCCAGGUGGUCCUGGAGAUCAGUAUGACGAAAGCAAAGUGGCCUAUGGAUACGUGUCACCGUCGCCGUACGGGCCCGUGGGGUACGGGCCCGCCGUGGGGGUCGGACCGGUACCGAGCGACGUGCCCGGUUACGAGGAGGGCCACCCGGGGGUGCCCCUCACGUCAGGCGUGCCACCCGGCAUCUUCGAGGACGAGGUGCAUCUGCAACGGCUGCAAUCGCGUCAUCCGGUGGUGCCCGGCAUGGCGAGCCCCCUCGACGACGAUCAAAAGUCCAUGCGCUGGCGGGAUCCGAACCUAUCCGAGGUGAUCGGCUUCCUCAGCAAUCCCAACAGUAUAAUCAAGGCGAACGCGGCCGCCUAUCUCCAACACCUGUGCUACAUGGACGACCCGAACAAGCAGAAGACGCGCAGCCUGGGCGGGAUACCGCCUCUGGUACAGCUGCUGGAUCACGACACCCUGGACGUUUACAGAAACGCCUGCGGCGCCCUUAGAAACCUAUCGUACGGUCGCCAGAAUGACGAGAACAAGCGCGCCAUCAAGAACGCCGGUGGCGUACCGGCUCUUAUCAAUCUCCUGCGAAGAACGUCCGACGCGGAUAUCAAGGAACUGGUCACGGGGGUACUGUGGAAUCUCUCCUCGUGCGAAGAUCUGAAGAGGUCGAUCAUCGACGAUGGUGUUACAAUGGUGGUGAACAACAUAAUAAUACCUCAUAGCGGCUGGGACCCGAGCUCGUCGAGCGGCGAGACCUGCUGGUCUACGGUGUUCAGGAACGCGUCGGGCGUCCUGAGGAACGUCUCCAGCGCCGGUGAAUACGCGCGUAAGAAUCUACGGGAAUGCGACGGUCUGGUGGACGCAUUGCUCUACGUGGUACGUUCGGCGAUCGAGAAAUCUAACAUCGGUAACAAGAUCGUCGAGAACUGCGUGUGCAUCUUGAGGAACCUGAGUUACCGCUGUCAGGAAGUGGAGGACCCCAAUUACGACAAACACCCGAUACAGUCGACGGUACAGAACAGGGUCACCGCACCCGCGAAAGGUGAAAAUCUGGGUUGUUUCGGCGGUAGCAAGAAAAAGAAAGACGGUCAACCGGUCCAAAAGGAAACCACCACGUCACGUACGACAAAUCCACGAACCGAACCAGUCAGAGGAAUGGAAUUGCUCUGGCAACCGGAAGUGGUUCAAUCGUAUCUUAGUCUUUUGCAAACAUGCUCGAAUCCGGAAACACUAGAAGCUGCAGCCGGGGCCUUGCAAAAUCUCGCCGCCUGUUACUGGCAGCCGAGUAUCGAAAUUCGCGCGGCUGUUCGCAAAGAGAAAGGUCUCCCUAUAUUAGUGGAACUCUUAAGAAUGGAGGUGGACCGAGUAGUAUGCGCGGUCGCGACCGCGCUCAGGAAUUUGGCGAUAGACCAACGCAAUAAGGAACUAAUAGGCAAGUACGCGAUGAGGGAUCUCAUUCAAAAACUUCCGUCUGGAAAUAAUCAGCACGAUCAGGGCACGAGCGACGACACGAUCGCCGCGGUACUCGCCACAUUAAACGAGGUCAUCAAGAAGAACGCCGAGUUCUCGCGGUCAUUGCUCGAUGCCGGCGGUGUCGACAGACUAAUGAACAUCACUAGGCAACGCCAGAAAUACACACCACGCGUUCUUAAAUUUGCAGGACAAGUACUUUUCACCAUGUGGCAACAUCAAGAGCUACGAGAUGUGUAUAAAAAGCAUGGUUGGAAGGAGCAAGAUUUCGUCACGAAAACCGUCGCCGCCAGAAAUUCAGGGCCUAAUUCACCCAAUAAUGCUAACAGCUACGAUUGCAGCACUCUGAAUCGACCAAUGGCGAGCCAGGGAAGCACAAGAUAUGAGGAUCGAACAAUCCAGCGAGCAAAUAUGAAUUCGAAUAAUGUCGGUCGACCUACUAUAUAUCAAUCACAGCCGAAACCCGGUGAGCCGCUCUACGCGCAAGUUAACUUGGAGAAGAAAAAGAAGCGGCAGUACGAGCUGGGGGUGGGCCAGGGUGGCCAGGUGGGUCAAGUGGCCGGUGGUAGUGGUGGCGUCGCGAUAUCCGGUGGCGGCGGCGGUGGCGGUCAAUGGGUACCGGACGGGGUUGGAAUGGUACCGGAUGGCACCGGUGCCCCGUCGGUGACAUCGACGGUGGCUAAUCAAGUGCCACCGCCGAGUUCGACCGCCGCCGCUGCCGGCGAUUCCUGGGUAUAACGCGCCCUACGAGCGGGUCCUACGCGGGACCGCCAAAAGGAUCUCGCCAGGAACCUCGAACAGCUGUUGCUGCCGCCGCCGCCGUUGCCUCUGAAUCUGUCAAUGUAGCGGACCAACGGGACGGUCGAAGGUCCAAACGAUCGCGUUUUUUCCGGAAUAUAUGACAGGGACACACGGGACUCUCUGGCGUAGACUCGAGAGGGACAACGUAGGGAUUUUAUUUAUUCGAGAAAGACGUUGCGAGAGAUAGAGAAAAUAUUCGAUGCAGCACGUUUUCAGAUGAGAAGACCGAGAAUCGGAAGUAAACUGAAAGUACUCGAGCAGAGCUUGUUUGGAAUGUUACUGAGAGCGAGUGUUAUUGAAUGCGAAAGUAAUCUUAAGUGUGUUGACGAAGCGUUUUUCUCCGAAGGAGAAGAAAACGUCAGAUAUUAUUACGCUUUGCCGUUGGAAAUAAACGUCCAUGUUACAAUAAGGAGGAAUCUCGAAGAUGACGCGAAUUUAACGGGGUUUCAUUUAGUUAACGAGAUGACGAAUGGCAGCUAAACUAGGAUGACGGGCAACUCAAAUAAAAUUGGAAGUGAAGGGUACAUUCAUUUCCGAAAUUAAAGAUAAUUUACAAAGGAAAAUGUAUAUAUAAAGUUGCAGCUGAUGAGAUUUAAUUGAUCGACGAUGAACGAACGAGAGCGAAUCGAGAUUGAAAAAAAGAAACGAAGGUAUAAAAAAUCGCGCUGUAAAAAAAUUUUUAUGUUUUAGUAUCUUUUUUAAUAUUAGAAAAUCGAGAAUACGCACGAAAACGCGACGAGUAGAUUGGAAGAUCGCCUACUCGGACAGAAACGGAAGCGAUGGAUCUGAAAAUCCGAUCGCUAAUAAAUCGCGAACGAUCGUUCUAUCUUGCUUCCAAGGACAUAGAAACCCUUUCUCUACGAUCUCUCACAUCGUCUUAUAACGGCACGGACUUUAAAUAGCUGGAAAAGGAGGAAGGGGGCUGAGAUAUUAAAAAGGCUCGUGCCUGAGAUAAAUUGAAAUAUCUAACACACUUUGAUUAAAUAUACUUGAAUUGCAAGAGAGAGAGAGAGAGAGAUAGAGAGAGAAGCUUCGGUCGACCUUGGAAUAGAAUUGCGCUAACGAGAAAGUUUUUCGUCGGCGUAUAUGAAAAUCGAAAUGGAACAAAGAACGAACAAGACGUGCCCACCGAAUAUACCGAUCCGGCAAACGCGGGAAUGCAUCUGUAGAUGCAUCCGCAAUCUCGAUAUACGAUAUUAGCGAGACAGAGAAAGAGAGAGAGAGAGAGAGAGAGAGAGAGAGAGAGAGAGUGAGUGUGAAAAAAAGAGAAAGAGAGAGAACGACAUCGUCCAACCACAUCCGCAGCAGUAGUCGCACUAAUGGCUCUAAAUACCUUCAUUGCACAAUUCUAAAUUAAUAUAUAUAACUGCGUAAAUAUAUUAUACAUACGGCACCGUAUAUAUACACAAGCACACAAACACCAGAACCGUAUAAGUGUAUAUUUUAAGGUGAUGUGUUAGAGGCGAUAAAAGAAAAAGAGGGCGUAUACCGAUCAUCGCGAAGUACAGGCUAAGGUGCUAAGAAUAGGCAUGUCUAUGUAAGCAUUAUAAAAAAAAAAAAUAAUAAUAAUAAUAAAAGAAGAGAUAGAGAGAGAAGCGACUUGAAAGAAGGAUCACCCGUGAUUUUUUUA